Molecule: messenger RNA, 1638 nt
Organism: Racocetra persica
Lineage: Eukaryota; Fungi; Glomeromycota; Glomeromycetes; Diversisporales; Gigasporaceae
Source: the annotation of a GenBank genome assembly
AUUCGGAUCGUGCGCUUAUGGAAUUAGCACUUCAGGUUGUAGGAAUGAAAAUGACUGGAAAACUAGAAGACGCAAGAAACAUUGCCAUGCGUAUUGUUGGAGGUACCGAUAACAAUCAAAGUUCGGUCAACAAUUCUAAUGGAGAUAUGAAUGGAAUGCAACAUCAUCUCUCCUCAUUCGCACGUCAGGCUUCAAGAACAGAUGAUUUUGAGGAACAUGUAAUAGCAACACUCUCCUUGAUGGAUACAUUUGAAACAGAAUAUGACAGUAUAUCCCUUCAAAAUCGUCAAAAUCACACCAUGUUGCAUAUAGCUGCUAUGCUGGGUUACAAACGUCUAUGUACGUAUCUCGUUGAAAAGGAUAUUGAUGUAGACAUGCAAGAUAAAUAUGGAUUUACUGCACUGCAUUAUUCCGCAUGGACUGGAAGAGAGGAUAUUGUGAGAUUACUUUUAACGGCUGGUUCCGAUGAUAUUAUACUUAAUUCCAACGAGAAAUAUGCAUAUGAUUUGGCUGCGUCUCGAAACUUUCAUGAUAUAGUUUCUCUGAUUGCCAAUCAUCGUGUUGAUUCGGGGGUGUCUUUAUCACCAACUUCAUCUGAAGAAUUUUCGUCUGAAAAUUCAGAUUAUGAUAGCUGGUAUAAUAGCGAGGACGAUGAACUUAAUUUGGAUAAUAAUGCAGGAACCCAAAAUCCAGUUGAGCCAGAUCAUGAUAUGAGUAACGUUAGCAUUGACAAAGUAUCAUGUCAACAUGCAAAUGAUAACGUGACACCUAAUAUAUCUUGGGUUGACGCGGAAACGGCAAGUGGCCUAUUGCAUAAGUUGAAAAAAGAAGAUGGGAUCGUAGAUGCGGAGGUGGUUGAUGAAGGAAAAAAAGUUACUAAACAGCCUUUGUGUGAAAUUGCCACAGACCUGGCUACAGCAUCAACUAUUUGGCUUCAAAGAACAUUUGCACAUAUGCAUAUGCCAAAUAUAGGCAAGCCGCCACAAAUUAAUAUUCAAUUGCCUAACAUUAAGAUGCCAAACCUUCAAAUGCCUAAUCUACAAAUGCCAAACCUUCAAAAUUUCUCAUCUCCAAAAUUUUCCACAAUGACUUUCGGAACUAAUUUAUCCAUUCCACGACCCUCCAUACCAUCCAUGCCUUCAUUAUCAAUGAAUAUUGAAUUUCCUACCUUACCGACUGUAACCUUUCCAACAAUGAUAAUGCCCACGGGAUUUUCAAAUCUUGUAAAGGAUGAAAAAGACAUGUCUUCUGGAGCUGAGAUGUGUGAUAUGAAAAUGGAAGGCAUACCACAAAACAACUGGGACCAUCACAAAAAGACAUUAUUUGGUCAAGGGGAACCACAGCAGCAACCUGAUAGGCCAUCUAAAGAUAUUCCACAUGAUGAAACAGUCUUUACCCGAUUUGGUUACCCAUGGCCUUUCAAUGGUUCACAACCAAUAGUCCCAAUGUAUCCACAUCAACCAAAUGAAACACAUUCUUCCAGAUCUGUGAGCGUUUCACAUGCUAGCCGUCGAGUUGGUUAUGAUAUUCAAAACUUGAAUGAACAUCAACUUUCACGUGUAGAACAACAUACAGAAAAGUUCCGAAGGUUGAAACAGGAUAAGAUGUUAUAUUUAUUUUGGGUUCCUAUCUUUUGGG